UUCUCGAAGAUUACAAAAUAAAACAGUUUAUAUCAGGUUGUUAGAAUAGACGUAUGUCCAUUCUUUUUAAAAGAUGUUGCUAAUUAUGUUAAUAUUGGGUUUAAUAGGAAUGUCAGCUUGUACAGAUACCGUCAUCAAUAGCUUGUAUAAGAAAAUAUUCGAAAAUUAUAAUCCUGAUGUCAGACCAAUAAUAAACGCAUCAGCAGCUCAACAACGAAUAACACUCCAGAUUACAUUAUCAAGAUACCCUUUGUUUUACGUACUGACCAUCAUUUUACCAAUCUGUCUUUUAGUGGUUUUGAAUCCUGUUGUUUUCCUGGUUCCGGCUGAAUCCGGAGAAAAGAUUUCUCUGCCAGUUUCGAUUCUCUUGGCCUAUUCUGUCAUACUUUCUGCUCUAUCAGAAUUGUUACCGGAAGUUUCAGAAAAUAUUAGUAUUUUAGGCGUCUAUUUGACAUAG
This is a messenger RNA of Patella vulgata (common limpet), 457 nucleotides long. RefSeq names its product acetylcholine receptor subunit delta-like. Gene Ontology annotation, biological process: nervous system process; regulation of membrane potential; signal transduction. Bases 74 to 457 code for a protein of 127 amino acids. The record is from RefSeq and is a predicted model, not a curated record. Gene Ontology annotation, cellular component: membrane; neuron projection; synapse. Gene Ontology annotation, molecular function: neurotransmitter receptor activity; monoatomic ion channel activity; transmembrane signaling receptor activity. The transcript is spliced from 3 exons. NCBI's taxonomy places the organism in Eukaryota, Metazoa, Mollusca, Gastropoda, Patellidae.